GUGGCUUUUAACAGCGAAGAACAGCGAAUGACGUUCUUUCCGGCUCCGGUUUCUCAGCAAGAGUAAAGAUGUUGAUGCCCAAGAAGAACCGCAUUGCUAUCUAUGAGCUCUUGUUUAAAGAGGGCGUCAUGGUGGCCAAGAAAGAUGUGCAUCUCCCCAAACAUCCAGAACUCGCGGACAAGAACGUACCCAACCUUCACGUCAUGAAGGCUAUGCAGUCUCUGAAAUCAUGCGGCUACGUCAAAGAGCAGUUUGCUUGGCGCCAUUUCUACUGGUACCUGACCAAUGAGGGGAUCCAGUACCUGAGGGAUUUCCUGCACCUGCCCCCCGAGAUCGUACCCGCUACCCUCCGCCGCCAGACUCGCCCAGAGACGGCCAGACCGCGCCCCAAGGGUCUUGAGGGAGAAAGACCGGCUCGUCUGGCCCGUGGCGAGGGAGACAGAGACGCAUAUAGACGGUCUGCAGCUCCGCCUGGUGCAGACAAAAAGGCUGAAGCUGGUGCAGGUGCAGCCACAGAAUUCCAGUUUAGAGGUGGUUUUGGCCGUGGCCGAGGACAGCAGCCACAGUGAUUUUCCACAUUAUCUGUACAAUAAAAUUUCAAAAGAA
Messenger RNA from Xyrauchen texanus (razorback sucker), 606 nucleotides. RefSeq names its product ribosomal protein S10 (gene rps10). Bases 69 to 569 code for a protein of 166 amino acids. NCBI's taxonomy places the organism in Eukaryota, Metazoa, Chordata, Actinopteri, Cypriniformes, Catostomidae. Gene Ontology annotation, cellular component: cytosolic small ribosomal subunit. The transcript is spliced from 6 exons. Gene Ontology annotation, molecular function: RNA binding; structural constituent of ribosome. The record is from RefSeq and is a predicted model, not a curated record.